Messenger RNA from Lemur catta (Ring-tailed lemur), 1031 nucleotides. Its product is annotated as olfactory receptor 8J3. The record is from RefSeq and is a predicted model, not a curated record. The transcript has a single exon. Gene Ontology annotation, molecular function: olfactory receptor activity; odorant binding; G protein-coupled receptor activity. NCBI's taxonomy places the organism in Eukaryota, Metazoa, Chordata, Mammalia, Primates, Lemuridae. Bases 24 to 965 code for a protein of 313 amino acids. Gene Ontology annotation, biological process: G protein-coupled receptor signaling pathway; sensory perception of smell. Gene Ontology annotation, cellular component: membrane.
CAGAUGAAUUCUCCAACUCCUACAUGGUUCCUGGAAAUUUCACCCGGGUCACUGAGUUUAUUCUCACAGGUGUCUCAGACCGUCCAGAGCUCCAGAUUCCCCUCUUCCUCAUCUUCCUGGUGAUCUACGGGCUGACUGUGGCAGGGAACCUGGGCAUCAUCACCCUCACCAGUGUUGACUCUGGACUUCAAACCCCCAUGUAUUUUUUCCUGCGACAUUUGGCCAUCAUCAACGUUAGCAACUCUACCGUCAUUGCCCCUAAAAUGUUGAUCAAUUUUUUAGUAAAGAAAAAAACUACCUCAUACUAUGAAUGUGCCACCCAACUGGGAGGGUUCCUGCUUUUCAUUGUAUCAGAGGUGAUCAUGCUAGCUGUGAUGGCCUAUGACCGCUAUGUGGCCAUUUGUAAUCCCCUGCUGUACAUGGUGGUGGUAUCUCGCAAGAUCUGCCUCCUGCUGGUUUCCUUCACUUACCUCUAUGGCUUUUCUACAGCUGUUGUGGUUUCACCCUGUAUAUUCUCUGUGUCUUAUUGCUCUUCUAAUGUAAUCAACCAUUUUUACUGUGAUAUUGCGCCUCUUUUAGCAUUGUCCUGCUCUGAUACUUACUUACCAGAAACAAUUGUCUUUAUAUCUGCAGCAACGAAUUUGGUUUUAUCCAUGAUUACUGUUCUAGUAUCAUAUUUCAACAUAGUUUUGUCCAUUCUAAGGAUCCGUUCAUCAGAAGGAAGGAAAAAAGCCUUUUCCACCUGUGGUUCACAUAUGACAGCUGUCGCGGUUUUCUAUGGUACGAUGCUGUUCAUGUAUGUACAGCCUCAAACGAACCACUCCUUAGAUACUGAUAAAAUGGCUUCUGUGUUUUACACACUGGUGAUCCCUAUGCUGAAUCCCUUGAUCUACAGCCUGCGGAAUAAGGAUGUGAAAGAUGCCUUAAAAAAAUUCAUGGCAAAUCCCUGUUCUUCCUCUACGUAGAUCAAUGUAGUUUUAGAACUUUAUAGGUACAGGGAGAGAUCAUUAAUAUAAGCUGCCAUUAUGUAA